Molecule: messenger RNA, 564 nt
Organism: Helianthus annuus (common sunflower)
Lineage: Eukaryota; Viridiplantae; Streptophyta; Magnoliopsida; Asterales; Asteraceae
Product: copper transport protein ATX1-like
Exons: 3
Coding region: 190-420 (76 amino acids)
Molecular function (GO): metal ion binding
Source: RefSeq, a predicted model, not a curated record
AAUUUUAGAUUAAAAUUGACAAAUUAACGCAUCUAGAAGUCAACGAAAUGUGGUGAUCGCUGACGACCAACCGGCGGUCACCAAAAACGUGUUCCCCCUUUUAACCCUAUUUAAAUCCCAUCAAUCCCCACUUAUUAUUCAAUCCAAUUAUCUUUCUCAAAAUCAAAAUUUCUUCAAACUCAAUCAACAAUGUCUCAGACUGUUGUUCUUAAGGUUGGCAUGUCAUGUGGCGGCUGCGUUGGGGCCGUGAAGAGGGUUCUUGGCAAAAUGGAAGGGGUGGAAACUUUUGACAUUGAUCUGGAGCAACAAAAGGUGACCGUGAAGGGUAAUGUACAACCGGAUGCAGUUCUGCAGACAGUUUCCAAGACCGGAAAGAAAACCGAGUUCUGGCCAGCUGAAGGGGCUUCGGCUACCGCUUAGUCACUGUGUACUGAUGGUUUUUGGAGCAUGGUAUUGUGUUCUAUAGAUUGUGUUUUUCUUGUUUUCUGUAAAGCUAAAACUAUCCUGUGACUGUAACAUUUGGUAUUUUGGAUUUGAAUAAAUGCUAGAACAUUACAUUAUCUA